AGAAGUAGCGAUACAGUCUGAUCUCAUAACUUUGCCCAUGCGCCUCUGUGAAUCUAUCAGUGAGAUUGAGAAGGAACCUGCAAAUAAGCAUUUUGUUCGACGGUGUAAGGAGGCUAUAUAAGAUGUCAUGUGUAUCUCGUACAGACUAAUACAACUUCAAACUAGGUAUUUUACACUGCUUGAUUCAACCAUUACUUGGCGAGUGGUGUGUGGCAGCGUCGGUUAUCUUCCCCGAACCUGUAUGUCUCGAGGGACCAUCUAUUUAAACAGCCCAACGCGGGAUACAGACCAAGGAGUUGCCUUUCGAUGGCCUUUAAUUUUUAUGUGAAACUGGCGGGAGGACAUUCCCAAUUCAACCUGGUAGCGUAAUUUAUUGCUGUAUAACACGUCGUGGAGCGAUACCGCGGUUGGACCAGUGCAGUCAAGGUUGAACGCCAUGGAGGAACUUAAGGAGAAUACUAAGAGGUAUCCUUUGGUGCGGGCUGCAUCUGAGGAGAGCUCCAGUGAGCUGAGCAGCUCUCCGUUCCCUGGAGACACCAUGCCCUGGAACCUCUCCAAACACCACCAGAUCAAACGUUCCAAGUCUACCUCCGGAGAUGUGCAUGUGCUGGACUCGGCGGAGAGGGCCGUUCUCCGUAUCGCAGAUGAACGGGACCGGGUACAGAAGAAGACCUUCACAAAAUGGGUCAACAAGCACUUGAUGAAGCACUGGAGAGCAGAGGCACAGCGGCAUAUCACUGACCUGUACGAGGACCUCCGAGAUGGACACAACCUCAUCUCCCUGCUGGAGGUGCUCUCUGGAGAGACACUGCCGAGGGAGCGUGACGUUGUCAGGAACUCGCGGUUGCCCAGGGAGAAGGGGCGCAUGCGCUUCCACAAACUGCAGAAUGUACAGAUCGCACUGGACUUCCUCAAACACAGACAGGUCAAACUGGUCAACAUCAGAAAUGAUGAUAUCGCUGAUGGAAACCCCAAGCUGACCCUGGGCCUGAUAUGGACCAUCAUCCUUCACUUCCAGAUCUCCGACAUCCAGGUGAAUGGCCAGUCAGACGACAUGACAGCCAAGGAGAAGCUGCUGCUGUGGUCCCAGCGCAUGGUGGAGGGAUACCAGGGGAUGCGCUGCGACAACUUCACCACCAGCUGGAGGGACGGCAAGCUCUUCAACGCCGUCAUACACAAACACAGGCCUACUCUGAUUGACAUGAGUAAGGUGUACCGACAGACCCAUGUAGAGAACCUGGAGCAGGCCUUCAGUGUGGCAGAGAGAGACCUAGGUGUCACUCGGCUGCUCGACCCAGAAGAUGUGGAUGUGCCACACCCAGACGAGAAGUCCAUCAUCACAUACGUGUCCUCCCUGUAUGACGUCAUGCCCCGUGUACCUGACGUCCAGGAUGGGGUGAAAGCCAAUGAGCUGGAGCUGCGCUGGCAGGAGUACUAUGAGCUGGUGACCCUGCUGCUGCAGUGGAUCAGACACCACAUCAUCGUGUUUGAGGAGAGGAAGUUCCCUACCAGCUAUGAGGAGAUUGAGGUUCUUUGGCGCCAGUUUCUGAAGUUCAAGGAGACAGAGCUGCCGGCAAAGGAAGCUGACAAGAAUCGAUCCAAACAUGUCUACAAGUCAUUUGAGGGUGCAGUUCAGGUGGGUCAUGUCAAGGUGCCCCCUGGAUACCACCCUAUCGAUGUGGAGAAGGAGUGGGGUCGUCUGCAUGUAGCCAUAUUGGAGAGAGAGCGUCUUCUAAGGACAGAAUUUGAGAGGCUGGAGCGGCUGCAGAGGAUUGUCAGUAAGGUCCAGAUGGAGUCUGGGGUGUGUGAGGAGCAGCUCAACCAGGUUGAGGGCCUGCUACAGAUGGAUGUCCGUUUGCUGAACUCAGGAAAGCCUGCUAAGCACACAGCAGAGAUAGAGACAGACCUGGACAAGGCCGAGGGCAUGAUCCGGUACCUCUUCAACGAUGUGCAGCUGCUGAAGGAUGGACGCCACCUACAAGCUGAACAGAUGUACCGCAGAGUGUACCGUCUCCACGAGCGGCUGGUGAACCUGCGCAGUGAGUACAAUCUGCGCCUGAAGUCCGGGGUAACCAUCACCCAGAUGUCCCAGAUGCAAACCCUUCAGCAGGCACCCAUGAGGGUGCGUCCCGAGCUGGAUGAGGUGACCCUGCGCUACAUCCAGGACCUGCUGGCCUGGGUGGAGGAGAACCAGAGGCGGGUGGACCGGGGGGAAUGGGGCUCGGACCUGCCCACCGUGGAGUCCCAGCUGGGCAGCCACCGCGGCCUUCACCAGUCAGUGGAGGAGUUCCAUGCUAAGAUUGGCAGGGCAAAGGCAGACGAGAGUCAGCUCUCCCCUGUCAGCAAAGGUGCCUACAGAGACAACUUAUCCAAGCUAGAGUUGCAUUAUGGCAAGCUUCUGAGUUCUUCCAAGGCUCGUCUGCACAGCCUGGACGGGCUUCAUGCCUUUGUCACUGCAGCCACCAAGGAGUUGAUGUGGCUGAAUGAAAAGGAAGAGGAGGAGGUUAACUAUGACUGGAGCGAACGCAACACCAACAUGACAGCCAAGAAAGACAACUACUCGGGGUUGAUGAAAGAGCUGGAGCACAGGGAGAAGAGGGUCAACAGUGUCCAGGUCCAAGGAGACAAACUACUGAAGGAGGGUCACCCUGCCAAGACGACUGUAGAGGCCUUCACUGCAGCACUGCAGACCCAGUGGAGCUGGAUCCUGCAGCUCUGCUGUUGCAUCGAGUCCCACCUCAAAGAGAACACUGCCUACUUCCAAUUUUUCUCCGACGUGAAAGAGGCAGAGGAGACGAUGAAAAAGAUGCAGAAGACAAUGAAGAAGAAAUACACAUGCAACCGUAACAUCACUGUGACACGACUCGAGGACUUGUUACAGGACGCAGCUGAUGAGAAGGAGCAACUGAAAGAGUUUAAGACCCAUUUGGAUGGGCUGAACCGGAGGGCCAAGACCAUUGUCCAGCUGAAGCCACGUAACCCAGCAACACCAGUUAAGGGCAAAUUGCCUGUCCAGGCCGUCUGCGACUUCAAACAGAUGGAGCUCACAGUUCACAGAGGGGAGGAGUGUGUACUGCUGGACAACUCUCAGCCGUACAAGUGGAAGGUGCAGAACCCCAAAGGCAGCAAGGCCACCAUGCCCUCCAUCUGUUUCCUGGUUCCUCCCACCAAUAAUGACGCAGUGAGCGGCGUCUCAGGUCUGGACACUAGUCACCAGAACCUGCUGGUCCUGUGGCAGAUGCUGUACGUGGACAUGAAGAGCCUCAUGUCCUGGCAGUACCUGACGAGAGACAUCCACCUCAUCAGCUCAUGGAACAUCACCGCGUUUAAGACCCUGAGGGUGGAGGAGUACAGGCUAGCUUUGAGGAACCUGGAACUCCACUACCAAGAGUUCCUAAGAGACAGCCAGGACUCCCAGCUGUUUGGUGCAGACGACCGCAUGCAGGUGGAGAGUAGCUACAACAAGGCUAGCCAGCACUACGAAGGACUGCUGCACUCUCUGGAGAAAGGCUAUGUGUCACCCUCUGGAGGUGAGCAAGAUGAAUCUGAGUGCCGAAGCUACCUGACCAAGAUCAAGGACCUGUGUCUGAAGCUGGAGGGCUGUGAGACUCGCACCGUCGCACAUCUGCGACAGCCCGUGGACAAGGAACCGCUCAAGGCUUGCGCCCAGAGGACCGCUGAGCAGAAGAAAGUCCAGUCAGAGUUGGAGGGCUUGAAGAAAGACCUGACCAAUGUGGCUGAGAAGACAGAGGAGGUGCUGGCAUCUCCUCAGCAGUCCGGCUCCACCCCAGUACUGCGCUCUGAGCUGGAUAUUACGCUGAAGAAGAUGGAGCACAUCUACAGCCUGUCGUCCGUGUACCUGGACAAACUGAAGACCAUCGACAUAGUGAUCCGCAGCACAAAGGGAGCAGAGGACACCCUCAAAAAGUAUGAAGCCCGUUUACGAGACGUAAACAAGAUGCCAACAGAUGAAAAAGAGGUGGAGAACUACCACACCCAGCUAAAGACAAUGCGUGGCGAGGCAGAGGAUGACCAGAAGACGUUCGACAAUCUCCAGGUGGAACUGAAAAAGGCGGCGGCCGUGAAUGAGCGGAUUAAGCUGGUCCACAGCGAGCACAACUCCGAGCUGGAACACUACCGCCAACUAGUGGCCGGGCUAGAGGAGCGCUGGCAGGUCGUGUUUGCCCAGAUAGACCUGCGCCAACAGGAACUGGACUUGCUGGGGAGGCAGAUGUGCGCCUACCACGAGAGCUAUGACUGGCUCAUCAGAUGGCUCGGUGAUGCCAAGCAAAGGCAGGAGAAGAUCCAGGCCAUACCCAUCGGCGACAGCAAGGCCCUUAUGCAACAGUUGGCACAGGAGAAGAAACUCCUAGAAGAGAUCGAGAAGAACAAAGAUAAGGUUGAGGAGUGUCAAAAACAUGCAAGGGCAUAUAUUGAUGCGGUCAAGGACUAUGAGCUUCAGGUGGUGACGUACAAAGCUCUGGUGGAGCCCCUGGCUUCGCCCCUUAGGAAAACCAAAAUGGAGUGUGCAUCUGACAAUAUCAUCCAAGAGUAUGUGACUCUGAGAACCCGCUACAGUGAGCUAAUGACUCUGACCAGCCAGUACAUCAAGUUUAUCACGGAGACACAGCGCCGACUUGAGGACGAGGAGAAAGCUACUGAAAUACUAAAGAAGGAGGAGAGAAAAAAGCUGUCUGAGAUGCAGGCUGAAUUAGACAAACAAAGACAGUUAGCUGAGGCACACGCAAAAGCUAUCGCUAAAGCGGAACAAGAAGCCCAGGAGCUCAAGUUGAAAAUGAAAGAAGAGGUCAGCAGGAGGGAGGUUGUGAAAGUGGAUUCUGAGAAACAGAAGCACAACAUACAGCAGCAGCUGCACGAACUCAAGAACCUGUCAGAGCAAGAGAUCCAAUCCAAGAGCCAGCAGGUUGAGGAGGCACUGUACAGUCACACCAAGAUAGAAGAGGAGAUCCACAUCAUCAGAAUCCAAUUAGAGACCACCAUAAAGCAGAAGGCCACUGCUGAGGCCCAAGUUCAGCAGCUCAGGGACAUGGCUGUCGAGGCUGAGAGACUGAGAAAAGUUACUCAGGAGGAGGCAGAGAAGCUUCGCAAGCAGGUGAAUGAAGAGACUCAGAAAAAGCGCAACGCGGAGGAGGAGCUGAAACACAAAGCGGAGGCAGAACAAGAGGCUGCCAAGCAAAAGCAGAAGGCCCUGGAUGAGGUGCAGAAGUUCAAGAUGCAAGCUGAAGAGGCAGAGAGGCGCAUGAAACAGGCAGAGGAGGAGAAGCAGAGGCAGGUCAUGGUUGCAGAGGAGGUGGCACAGAAGAGUGCCGCCACCGAGCUGCAAACCAAACGCAUGUCCUUUAACGAGAAGGCAGUAAAGCUUGAGGCAUCACUGAAACAAGAACAGGACACUGUUAUUCAGUUGCAGGAACAGGCAGAGCGCCUCAAGAAGCAACAAGAGGAAGCCAACAAAGCCAGGGAGGAAGCAGAGAAGGAACUUGAGAAGUGGAGGCAGAAAGCCAACGAGGCACUCCGUUUGAGACUCCAGGCUGAGGAAGAUGCUCAUAAGAAGAGCCAGGCUCAGGAGGAAGCAGAGAAGCAGAAAGAGAACGCUCAGCGAGAGGCAAAGAAAAGGGCUAAGGCUGAAGAGGCUGCUCUUAAGCAAAAGGAAAUGGCAGAGAAGGAGCUGGAGAAACAGAGGAAAUUGGCAGAGGGAAUGGCCCAGCAGAAACUCUCUGCAGAGCAAGAGCUAAUUCGCCUAAGGGCUGACUUUGACCAUGGUAAGCAACAGAGGUCUCUAUUGGAUGAAGAGCUCCAGCGCCUGAAAAAUGAGGUGAAUGCUGCUGUAAAACAAAGGAAAGAGCUAGAAGAUGAACUGGCCAAAGUAAGAUGUGAAAUGGAAGUUCUUCUUCAGAUGAAGUCCAAAGCUGAGAAUGAGACCAUGUCUACAACAGAGAAAAGCAGAAAUCUCCUUGAGUCUGAGGCAUUGAAAAUGAGGCAACUAGCUGAAGAGGCAACUAAGCUGAGAUCAAUUGCUGAAGACGCAAAGAAGCAGAGGCAGGUAGCAGAGGAUGAGGCAGCUCGGCAAAGAGGAGAGGCUGAGAAGAUACUCAAGGAAAAACUGGUAGCCAUUAAUGAAGCAACUUGUCUGAAAACUGAAGCUGAGAUUGCCCUGAAGGAUAAAGAGGCAGAAAAUGAGCGACUUAGGAGAAAAGCCGAAGAUGAGGCUUAUCAGAGAAAGGUCCUGGAAGACCAAGCAAAACAGCACAAGCAAGACAUUGAUGAAAAGAUCACCCAGCUUAAGAAAACUUCUGAUUCUGAAUUGGAGAGGCAGAAGAAGAUUGUAGAGGAAACUCUUAAGCAGAGGAGGGUGGUCGAAGAGGAGAUUCGCAUACUAAAACUAAACUUUGAGGAGGCAUCAACAGGCAAGUUGGAUCUUGAGUUGGAGUUGAACAAGCUUAAAGGCAUUGCAGAUGAGACGCAUAAGAACAAAGUCAAGGCGGAGGAAGAAUCAGAGAAACUCAGAAAGCAUGCUUUAGAGGAGGAGAACAAAAGGAAGCAAGCUGAAGAGAAAGUAAAAAAGAUCACUGCAGCAGAGGAAGAGGCAGCGCGACAAUGCCAGGCAGCUCAGAAAGAAGUGGAGCGCCUUAAAAAGAUUGCUGCUGAUGCUAACAAGCAAAAGGAGGAUGCUGACAAAGAAACAGAGAAACAGAUUAGUCUAGCCAAAGAGGCUGCACAGAAAUGUAGUGCUGCAGAAAAGAGAGCACAGGCUGUUCUGGUCAAGCAGAAAGAGGACAAUCUUUUCCAGGGCAAGCUCAAAGAGGAGUUUGAAAAGGCUAAGAAUCUUGUACAAGAAGCUGAGAAGGCGAAGGAAAAAGCUGAGAAAGAGGCUGCUUUACUCCGUCAAAAAGCAGAGGAUGCUGAGAAGCAGAAGAAAGCAGCUGAAGCUGAGGCUGCCAAACAGGCCAAGGCUCAGGGGGAUGCUGAGAGACUGAGGAUGGAAGCAGAGCAGGAGGCUGCAAAGCAAGCAGAAGCUGAGGCUGCUGCUCUGAAACAGAAACAGCAGGCAGAUGCAGAGAUGGCCAAGCACAAAAAGCUAGCUGAACAAACAUUGAAGCAGAAGAAACAAGUUGAGCAGGAGCUGACAAAGGUGAAACUACGACUGGAUGAGACUGAUAAGCAGAAAUCUGUUUUGGAUGAAGAGCUUCAGCGCCAGAAGGAUGAAGUUAGCAAUGCUGUCAAGCAGAAAGCUCAAGUGGAGGAUGAGCUAUUCAAGAUCAAGGUCCAGAUGGAGGAGCUGAUCAAACUUAAGCUUAGAAUUGAGAAUGAAAACCAGCGUCUCAUGAGUAAAGACAAAGAUAAUACUCAGAAAUUCCUGGAAGAGGAAGCUGAGAACAUGAAGAAGCUUGCGGAGGAUGCUGCCAGGCUAAGCUUAGAAGCUCAGGAGGCAGCCCGAGAGAGACAGAUUACAGAGUCCGAGCUUGAAGAACAGAAGGCUCUUGCUGACAAAAUGCUGAAGGAGAAAAUGCAAGCUAUCCAAGAAGCAGCUAAACUGAAAGCUGAGGCAGAGAAUCUCCAGAAACAAAAGGACAAGGCUCAGAAGCAGGCCCAAAAACUGCUGGAGGACAAGCAGCAGAUGCAGCAACGUUUUGAGGAGGAGACAGAGGGCUUCCAAAAAUCUCUAGAGGCUGAGCGCAAGAGGCAGCAUGAAGCUACGGUGGAGGCAGAAAAACUGAAGCUUAGGGUGACACAGCUUAGUGAUGCUCAGUCUAAAGCAGAAGAGGAGGCCAAGAAAUUCAAGAAACAAGCAGAUGAGAUCAGGGUUUGUCUCCAAGAGAAAGAGCAACAUGCUUCAGAAAAAGUAAUUGUAGAGAAACUGGAGGUGCAGAGAUUACAGAGCAGCAAAGAGUCUGAUGACCUACGCAAAGCCAUAGCUGACCUUCAGAAAGAAAAUGAGAAAUUACAAAAAGAGGCUGCAGAUCUACAGAACAAUUCUAAAGAGAUGGCCAAUGCCCAACAGGAACAAAUUAAAAAGGAAAAGAUCGUUCUUGAGCAGACUUUCCUGACAGAAAAACAAUUGUUGUUGAAAAAAGAAAAGCUCAUUGAAGAAGAAAAAAAUAAGCUUGAGAAACAGUUUGAGGAUGAGGUUAAGAAGGCCAAAGAUCUCAAAGAUGAGCAGGAUCGUCAAAGGAAGCAGAUGGAACAGGAGAAGAAGAAACUCCAUGCUACAAUGGAUGCCGCUGUUAAAAAGCAGAAGGAUGCUGAGGAGGAGAUGAGCAACAAGCAGAAAGAGAUGCAGGAUCUUGAAAAGAAAAGGCUUGAACAAGAGAAAUUGUUGGGUGAGGAGAAUGAAAAGCUUCGAGAGAAGCUGCAGCAACUUUCUACAUUAAAAACAUCAGCAAAAUCCCACACUAAAGAAAUGGAGAUGCAAACGGAUGAGGUCCCUGAAGAUCAGCUGAUUGCAAUGACAAUGGUGGGAACAACAAAGAAAGUAUUCGAUGGGUCUGCAGUAGUUGAUGGUGAGAAGAAAAACGAAGAAUUACCAUUUUCUUUCGAUGGGAUUAGGGAGAAGGUUCCUGCCAGCAGGCUCCAUGACAUUGGUAUACUGAACAAGAAGGACUUUGAUAAGCUGAAAAAAGGCAAAACCACAGUGAAAGACCUGAGCAAGACUGAGAAAGUGAAAACAUGUCUCAAAGGCAAGAAUAGUGUUGGCGGAGUCUUGACUGCAGCCAAGCAAAAAAUGAGUGUGUAUCAGGCCAUGAAAGAGAAUAAACUUUCUCCUGGCGCUGCCACAAUGCUUCUUGAAGCUCAGGCAGCAUCUGGGUUCAUCAUCGAUCCAGUGAAAAACAGAAUGCUCACUGUGGAUGAAGCUGUAAAGGAGGAAUUAAUAGGUCCAGAACUCCAUAACAAAAUGCUUUCUGCAGAAAAAGCAGCUACUGGUUACAAAGAUCCUUACACUGGAGACAAAAUCUCACUCUUUGAGGCCAUGAAAAAAGGUCUGAUUGAACAAGACCAGGCCGUUAGACUUCUGGAUGCUCAGAUUGCAACUGGUGGAAUAAUUGACCCUGUCAAUAGUCACCGUGUGCCUCUCCAGACAGCCUAUAAGCAGGGCCAAUUGGAUGCUGAGAUGAGCAAAACUCUAUCAAACCCUACUGAUGACUCAAAGUUAUUCAUUGACCCAAGCUCUCAGGAGAGCCUCACUUAUCAGCAACUAUUGGAGAAAUGCACCCCAGAUGCAGAGACAGGCCUACUUAUGUUACCAAUCACAGAGAAAGCUACACAAAGUGACAAGACCUACACAACUGAAGAAACUAAAGAGGUACUCACUAAAGCGAAUAUCUCUGUACCAUUUGGAAGAUUCCAAGGAAAGACUGUGACCAUUUGGGAAAUCAUUAACUCAGAGUAUUUCACAGAGGCACAGAGGAAGGAUCUGAUUCGCCAGUACAAGACCGGAAAAAUUACAGUGGAAAAAAUUAUCAAAAUUGUCAUUAGCGUUGUGGAAGACAAAGAGAAGAGGAAUGAAAUUGUGUUUGACGGUCUGAGGAUUCCUGUCACUGCAGCUGAACUUCUAGAAUCUAAGAUCCUCAAUAAAGACCUGUUCAACAAAUUGCAUAAUGGUAAAACAACUGUCAAAGAAAUCUCUGAGAUGGACCCUGUUAAGAAAGCCUUAAGGGGUACACAUAGCAUUGCUGGAGUGAUCAUUGAGUCAACAAAUGAGAAAAUACCAUUCUAUCAAGCUGUAAAGGAACAGAUGCUCUCUCCCCAGACUGCAUUGACUCUUCUUGAAGCUCAAGCUGGGACUGGAUUUGUAAUUGACCCUGUCAAAAAUCAGAAGCUCACUGUGGAUGAGGCUGUUAAAUCAGGUCUUGUUGGCCCAGAGAUGCAUGAAAUACUUAUGUCUGCAGAGAGAGCUGUUAAUGGGUACAAAGAUCCCUACACUGGAAAGAAUCUAUCCCUAUUUGAGGCAAUGAUGAAAGACCUCAUUAAGAAAGACCAGGGUAUCCGUCUGCUAGAGGCUCAGCUUGCAACUGGAGGUAUAAUUGAUCCAGUUAAAAGUUAUCACAUCCCACAUGAUGUUGCCUGCAAACGUGGAUAUUUUAACGAUGAAACAAACAAGACCUUGAGCAGCAACACUGAUGAAACUAAAGUUUUCUUUGACCCUAACAUGUGGGAGAAUGCAUCUUAUGUACAACUCAUGAAAAAAUGUGUCACUGACAAAGAGACUGGUUUUCCAUUUCUUCCGCUCUCAGAGAAAGCAAUUCAAAAGUCAAAAGAGGGACAUUAUAAGUCAAAAGAGGAACAUCAAAUCACUGAGGUCCAGAUCAAAGAUGCCCUGAACCAGGCAACUAUGGAUCUGCCGUAUGGACCUUUCAAAGGAAGGAAAGUCACUAUUUGGGAGAUCAUAAACUCUGAAUAUAUUACAGAGGAACAAAGAAUCGAGUUGAUUCGACAGUACAGAACUGGAACAGUGACUAUUGAAAGAAUGAUUACAAUCAUUGUCACAAUGGUUGAUGAAAAGGAGGCUAAGAAACAGGAAAAGGAACAGGCCAGCUUUGAAGGGCUUAGGUCAUCUGUCACUGCCAGCUCAUUGUUUGAAUCCAAAAUAAUUGAUAAAGCUACAUAUGAUCAACUCCAACAGGGUAAAAAGAAACCCAAAGAAAUCAGUGACAUUGACUCAGUCAGAAAGUACUUGCAAGGAACAGAUGGACAGAUUGUAGGCAUCUAUAUGGGCGAAUCAAAGGAAAAGGUUAGCAUUUAUCAAGCAAUGAAGAAGAACAUAUUGAGACAAAAUACAGGUCUUUCAUUGCUUAUGGCACAAGCAGCAACCGGUUUCAUUAUCGAUCCUGUCAAAAACCAGAGGUACACUGUGGAUGAUGCUGUGAAAGCAGGAGUUGUUGGUCCUGAGGUUCACGAGAAACUUCUGUCAGCAGAGAAAGCAGUGACUGGCUACAGAGAUCCAUACACGGGCAACACGAUUUCCCUCUUCCAAGCCAUGAAGAAGGAGCUUGUGCUACGAGAACAUGCUAUUCCCCUGUUGGAAGCUCAGGUGGCCACAGGAGGGAUUAUUGAUCCAGUCAGCAGCCACUGUGUUCCAAAUGAUGUGGCCUUCCAACGUGGCUAUUUCAAUAAGCAAAUGGCUAAUAACUUCACUGACCCCUCAGGGGAUAUCAAAGCUUUCAUUGAUCCCAACAAUAAUGAAAGUUCCACCUACAAACAACUGCAAGAGAAAUGCAUAAGAGAUGCAGAUACCGGUCUGUGCUUCCUGCCGCUAUCAAAGGCUGAAGCUCAAAGUCCCGUGGAAAAGUCAUACAUAUACACUGAAGAAAUGGCACAGACAGACUUGACUAACACUCAAGUGGAUAUCCCUCAUCAGAGCUAUGCCGGGAAGGUAAUGACCCUAUGGGAUGUCAUGGGGUCAAACCUUCUCCCUGAGGAGGAAAAGCUAAGGCUCCUGGAGCAGUAUCGCCUCGGGCAAAUCACAAAGGAGAGAAUGAUCAUCAUCGUCAUUGAAAUCAUUGAACAAAGGGAGAUACUGAAAGGAGAGCAGAGCAUGUCCUGUGAUGUGAUCAGACGAAGAGUCACUAUUGAGGAGCUCUAUAGUUCUCGCAUUAUCGACCUUCAAACAUACAACAUGUUGAAGCAAGAGAAGAAAACUAUCCGGGAGGUAAUGGAAAUGCCAUCUGUAAAGCAGUAUUUGUUUGGCACAGGCAGUAUUGCUGGAAUCCUCUCAGACUCCCCCUCUAAGGUUAGUAUUUACCAGGCCAUGAAGAGAGGUCUCAUUAAGCCUGAUUUUGCUAUCAGUCUCCUGGAGGCCCAAGCGGCAACAGGAUUCAUCAUUGACCCUGUGAAAGAAGAAUUGCUAACAGUUGACGAAGCUGUGCGCAAAGGGCUAGUCGGCCCUGAAAUCCAUGACAAACUUCUCUCUGCCGAGAGGGCAGUCACUGGCUACAAGGAUCCUUACAGUGGAAAAGUAAUCUCUCUCUUCCAAGCGAUGAAAAAAGACCUUGUUCCUGAGGACUAUGCCCUGAGGCUCCUUGAAGCCCAGGCUUCCACUGGGGGACUUAUGGAUCCAGAAUACUACUUUCACCUUCCCACAGAUGUUGCCAUGCAACGCGGAUACAUCAAUAAGGAAACGCAUGACAGGAUCACUGAUCCAAACAGUGAUGUACAAGGUUAUGUUGAUCCAACCACAGAGGAGAGACAGACCUAUGCCCAGCUGCUGAAGAGAUGCAAAGCUGAUAAAGAGAGUGGUCUGCGAUUACUUUCACUGGCCGACAGAAGGUUGCUUUUCAAGGGUCUCAGAAAGCAAAUCACCUUAGAUGAGCUGCUUCGCUCACAGAUUAUUGACCAAAAGACAUACAAUGAUCUCACUGAAGGCCUUAUCUCAGUAGAGGAGGUCAGCAGAGCAGUGAAGAAGUACCUUGAGGGCACAAGCUGCAUUGCCGGAGUAUAUGUAGAAUCCAGCAAAGACCGUCUCUCCAUCUACCAAGCAAUGAAAAAGAACAUGAUAAGACCCGGGACAGCCUUUGAACUUCUUGAGGCUCAAGCAGCAACAGGAUAUAUAAUUGACCCAAUAAAGAACCUGAAGCUGAAUGUUGGUGAAGCUGUUAAAAUGGGAGUUGUUGGUCCAGAGUUCAAAGACAAGCUCAUCUCUGCUGAGCGUGCCGUUACAGGCUACAGGGAUCCGUACUCUGGCAAGAUCAUCUCUCUAUUCCAGGCCAUGAAAAAGGGUCUCAUUCUGAAAGACCACGGCAUUCGCCUAUUGGAAGCCCAAAUUGCCACUGGUGGGAUCAUUGACCCAGAAGAGAGUCACCGCUUGCCAGUCGAGAUGGCCUACACACGUGGCCUGUUUGAUGAGGAGAUGAAUGGCAUUCUUACAGACCCAUCUGAUGACACUAAAGGCUUCUUUGACCCUAACACUGAGGAGAACCUCACUUACCUGCAACUGAUGGAGCGAUGUAUGAUUGACCCGGAAACUGGAUUAGCACUUUUACUGUUGAAAGAAAAGAAACGUGAGAGGAAGACAUCCUCUAAAUCGUCUGUGCGUAAACGCAGGGUAGUCAUUGUUGACCCAGAGACAGGCAAAGAGAUGUCUGUAUAUGAGGCAUAUCGCAAAGGACUUAUAGAUCAACAGACCUACAUGGAGCUUGCAGAGCAAGAGUGUGAGUGGGAGGAGAUUACUAUAACCUCAUCUGAUGGUGUUGUGAAGUCCAUGAUCAUUGAUAGGAGGUCUGGCCGACAGUAUGACAUUGAUGAUGCAAUCACAAAGGGCCUCAUUGACCAGUCUGCUCUGGAUCAAUACCGUGCUGGAACUCUGUCCAUCACAGAGUUUGCAGACAUGUUGUCCGGAAACAUAACUGGCACCAGAUCCAGGUCAUCCUCUUUCGGGUCCACAUCAUCUUACUCCAGUAGCCCAGCUCCCUCUAUCAAACCCCCAGCAACAAUAUGGAAUGACCCAACAGAAGAAACCGUGCCUGUGGCUGGAAUACUGGAUACUGACACAUUGGAAAAGGUGUCUGUCACAGAAGCCAUGCACAGAAAUCUUGUGGACAAUAUCACAGGUCAAAGAUUGCUGGAGGCUCAGGCUUGCGUUGGUGGCAUCAUUGAUCCAAACACUGGAGAGAAGUUCUCAGUUUCAGAUGCAAUGAACAUGGGACUUGUGGAUAAGAUCAUGGUUGACCGAAUCAACCUGGCACAGAAGGCCUUCAAUGGAUUUGAGGAUCCCAGAACCAAAAAAAAAAUGUCUGCUGCACAAGCAUUAAAAAAAGGGUGGUUGUACUAUGAGGCGGGUCAGAGAUUCCUGGAAGUACAAUAUCUAACUGGUGGUUUGAUCGAACCAGAGGUCACUGGCAGAGUUCCACUAGACGUUGCAGUCAACAAGGGCACCCUAGAUGCACGUACUGCACAAAAGCUACGAGAUGUCAGUGGAUACUCCAAAUACCUCACCUGUCCAAAGACAAAGCUUAAGAUCUCAUACAAGGAUGCCAUGGAUAGAAGCAUGAUUGAGGAGGGUUCUGGUCUGCGUCUGUUGGAAGCCUCUUCUCAAUCAAGUAAAGGCCUUUACAGUCCCUACAGUGUUAGUGGUUCUGGGUCAGCAUCCGGUUCCCGGCCCGACUCAAGAACUGGCUCCAGGUCAGGCUCCAGACGAGGGAGCUUUGAUGCCACAGGCUCUGGUUUCUCCACUAACUUUUCCCCCUCCUCCUUCAGCUCGACGAGCUAUGGGCGCAGAUAUAAUGCAGGAUUACAAAGCGGACUUAGCAUGGAUGAGCUAGCACAGGCCCUGACAUCAUUAGCAAUGGGCAGGAACUGCAGUUCUGAAGAGAGAAUAUUCACCACAAUACAACCCAAUUACUCACCAGUUGCCUAAUUCUUAUUAGAAAAAUAGACUACCUUUAUUCUGCUCUGCAUGUCGUUAUUAUGGGGCUUUUCUGCAGUAUAUACAUCUUUUUGCUGGCUUUACAUUUUGUCCCUAGUUUAUUCAGUUAAAUCUUUUUGAAGUACAUUUUUGGUUGCUCUCUUUUGUUUUGUGUAGUCUGGCAAUGUUGCCAUUAUUUAUAUGCUUACAUACAGAAGAGCUGUAUUUUUAGCAACUACAAUUAUAUUGAUAAUAACGUUUUCAGUGUUAGACAUAUUGACAUAUUUUUUUCAUUUUUAAGCCAGCUUGUUAUUAGUUCUAAUUCAUUAUACUUCUAUAGUUACAUUUUCAGACAUUUGAGUAAAAAUUAUAUUUUGAUUCUUGAUAUAUUUCUGUUAAAGAACAAUAUCUAUUAUAAAGUAUACCUUUAGAUGUAAAAUCUGUUAAACGGAUGUCUGUCAUUACAAAUAUAUAGAAAGGAAAGCAUCCAAUCUGCAGAGUAGAAGAAGGAGUCACUGGAAGAAAUGCUUAAACAAAAACCAAGCUUCAAGAUCUUUUCUCAUCUCGGCUACAGUGCCGCUAAUACUUUGCUAAUGUUUGGAUUCUACCUAUCCCCUUCUUGUAAUAUACAAUGGACUACCAAUCAGUUAAAACUAUGCAGUCUUUAUACAGUCAAGCACCUUAUGGAGAGAGCAUUCCAAGGAUGGCAAUCCCAACAUAAUAUAACCUGGACAAACUCACUUGAAGUGAAAGAUGCCCCAAAUCACCAUGAAACAGCUCGGUCUCAUCUCAAGCUGAAAUAACUUCUCAGCAGAACCAUUGCUUCUCUGGAGACUUUUGAAAGCCAUCUCCACUCCUCCUCUUGUGUGCUGAUGCUUUGAUGUCUUCCAAUAUCCUGAGAACCUCAAGUCAAAAAGAAGAUCACCGGCAAUGUUCAAGACUGCACCGACAUACAUGUCCAUCAUUUGUUUUAGACUUUUUAUUUUUCAGCCAUUUAUUCCAAAAAUAAAGGAUGAUGUUGUUAACUGAGCAAAAUAGAAUGAAUCACUGCUUUGACCGUCUUCAACCUUGCGUCUAACUUUGACCCUCUGCCUGCUCACCUCCACCUGAUCUCAGUAACAGUCUUAACCACCUCCACACAAACCACAACCUUGCGUCUAACUUUGACCCUCUGCCUGCUCACCUACACCUGAUCGCAGUAACAGUCUUUAACCACCUCCACACAAACCACAAUUGCUGUAUUGAAAUGUUUUUGUAAGUGCCUGCAUAUUCAAUGCAUCAAAGGGUUGCGUCGAUUAUAAGGUGUGAAUUGUACUGUAAAUUGAGUGAUUCACAACUGGAGAAAAAAACUGACACAGUUCCCAUAGUUCAAAUUAUAUAUUAUCAUUAUUAUCAGGUAUUUCCCAAGUUCAUGACACAAUUUAUGCAUCAUACAGUAUUCAUACCGCAUCAAAACCCUUUUAUUUCUAUAUAAUACAACUAAGAACAUUUGUACAGGGCUAAUAUUUAAAUUAAUGUUUAGAGCUAAAAAUAAUUAUAACAUUUGAAAUGUACUGACAAGCUAUGUACUGUACACUGUAUUAUACACUGAAUGUACAAAACAUUAUGCACACCUUCCUAAUAUUGAGUUGCAUCCCAUUUUGCCCUCAGAACAGCCUCAUUUCGUCGGAGCAUGGACUACAAGGUGUUGAAAGCGUUCCACAGUGAUGCUGGCCCAUGUUGACUCUUAAUGCUUCCCACAGUUGUGUCAAGUCAGCUGGAUAUCUUUUGGGUGGUGGACCAUUCUUGAUACACAUGGGAAACUGUUGAGCGUGAAAAACCCAGCAGGGUUGCAGUUCUUGACACACUCAAACUGGUGCACCUGGCACCUGCUACCAUACCACGUUCAAAAGCAGAUACAUCUUUUGUCUUGCCCAUUCACUCUCUGAAUGGCACACAAAAUCCAUGUCUCAAUUGUCUCAAGGCUAAAAAAUACUUCUUUAACCUGUCUCCUCCCCUUCAUCUACACAGAUUUAAGUGGAUUUAACAGGUGACAUCAAUAAGGGAUCGUAGCUUUCACCUGUCACCUGGUCAGUUUAUCAUGGAAAGAGUAAUGUUCCUAAUGUUUUGUACAGUCAGUGUAAAUUUGAAAAAUAUCUUUAAGCUUAAUCACUUGUUGCCUCCUAAACCAGUGUUCAUAUUUUCCACCACAAUUGUUUGUUUUAUUGUUCCUUAAAAGUGCUUUCCUUUGUAAAAAAAAAAAUCUAAAUUUCCAUAAUAUUGUCAUACAUAUUUUAUUAUUGCUUUGCAUGUUUGAUCCCCCUUUAAAUGACAUUCAGCUUAUCUUAUGAAGGCUUCAUAAAUCCUUCAUAAGCACUACAUAAAUGUGUUACAAAGUAUCUAGCACUGUAUGUCAUGCUUUGUAAAUGGUUCAUAAAUGUGUCAUAAUCACCCAUGUCAAAUGUGACAUAACCCUCUAUGUGGAAUAUGAUAGCAACAUGUGCUUUAUAAAAGGGAGACAUGUUGGGUCAAGGGAUUGGAAUACGCUCUAAAGUGAAGUCAUGUUAGUCACAUUACACCUAAUCUCAUUCCCAGACACUUCCGCCCAAAUAUGCGGAAGGUCUGCUUGACCAACACAAACUUGGCCUUCAUUAGUUAGGGUUAGGUUUAAAAUCUUAUUUUAAGAAGAUCAAUUGUGGAAAUGGGCAGGGUUUAGCAAUAAUUAUGACUUUUUAACUGUGUUAACUAGUGAUGAUGACAAGUACUUUAUUCUGUAAGGUCACUCCACUAAGGCCAGCUUUGAAUGGUUGAUAUCACAGGCUUAAAUGUUUUGGUGUGUUCAAUAGUCUAGGGACGACAUUACACCAAGAAACACUGACCUUUAUGAAAGCCCCCAACCUAAAAACAUUGAAAAUGGCUGUUUUCUGGCGCCAAUUUACAUGUUCCUCAGUACAAGCCAUACCGUGCGUUGUUGGGCCCAUCAGGUCUUUGCAAGUCCAUCAGCCCAUUUAAAUUCCUCUUACAUCCUACUUUUGGAUCAUGAUAGAACCUGCAUAAUUCAGUCGAACGUUAAUAACCUAUUUAUUGACACUGUAGUGUCCUGUAAUACUUGCAUAGUCCUGUAAAGACUAUUUUGCAUGACGCUGUACUCAAGUCAGACCCCUUUGGUGAUUUAUAACACAUACAUAAAUGCCUUGUAUCAUAUGAAGCUGUACUGACGAAAAAGUCAGACACCUAUGGUCAUUCAUAACAGACCCAUAAAGGCUUAAUGAUGUAAACACAAAUGUAUUAACACUUAAGAAAUUAUCACUAAAAGCUAAAACAAACAUUAAAGACACAUACAUUAAGUUUCAAAAAGCCCAGCAAAGCAUUUAUAUUGAACAUUACACUGGACUGUGAAUACUGUAGCCUGUCCCUGAGCUAGUGGAUUGAUGGUUCUUGCCUCUCUGCCUGCUGGGAGGUACUGCAUGUUGGUUCCAACCUUAAAAGUAACAACAAAGAAAGUUAGCAUGUCUGUUUUUCUGUGCAGCGCCAGAAACUCUAAAUGGGGAGAUGGGAAACUCCAUUUGAUUCGUAUUAUUCUAUCAUUUAAUGUACAAAUGUGAUGACAUGACUAUGAGACAUGUCUGUAUCUAAGGGGAUUUUUAUUUAGCAGAGCCUGCUAGCUAGGAACAUUUUGGCUAGCUAGCAAUUGCUGUGAAGUUACCGAAAUUAUUUGAAAUAACGACUGAGGUAGCUACAGUAUGGAAUUUAACUCAACUCUAGUCAUUUAAAUUACAAUGAAUAAAGGUUAACUUGUUUAUCACUGUCCAGUGGCACGACAAUUGGGCAUUUUGAUUUGCAAACUCAUCACAUGAUCAGCAUCUUGUCGGUAACGCUAAAAAAAAAUACUUCCGGGUCACGGAAUUGAGGAAUUCUUCCAAAUAAAAGUACGUCAUGUAUUUAAUUCAUAGUAUAAAAGUGUCAAUAAUCUGUAUUCAUGAUAUGAAAAAUAGUUGUCUAAACAUUAACAAUGAUUCAUAUAUGUUCAUAUAUAAGUGACAUUUGUAUUACAUUUGGAAUGCGAAUCACUUUACAGUGUACGGUACGGAGUGUUGCCGGCCUUUUACUCCACCCAUUCCAUUGGUGGUCAUAAUGCUAAUCACUGCACAUAAUCAUCACAUGUGCGAUUGUUCCGUGCGUUUGUUCUAACCAAACAACAAUGCAGGGCAUGAGCACUGAAUUCAAGGGCAACUACACUCAAAAUAUAUGUUUCUUAGAUUUUUCACAUACCUCAAAAGUCAUCCCCUGAUGCGGCUUAAGCUUUGUGGUGAAGACAGAAAAUCAAAUGUUGUAGUUUUUCAAUUAAAAAUGUGAAAAAAAAUGGAGAACCUGAAACAAUUGGGAAAAUCUGAAACCUGGAAAAACAAAACUGAGAACAUUUUAUUUGGGUAAAGAAAACAUAAGUAGGCAAAAAAACGUUGGCGAGGCAUUUUAAAUGGAUUUUAAAAUGCCUCGCCAACGUGUUUUGCUGUGCAUGACUGCACAGAGUGUGUCAACCUGCAGCACGGUAUUUUGGGGAAAGUUGAGGUCUGGUCCAAUAUUGACUAUGCACACAAGAGGGAAAUAACUUGUGCCAUCCUAGAAAUGUUUUUAAAUAAUAUCAAAUUUAGCAGACGCUUUUAUCAAAAGUGACUCACAGGCAUGCGUGAAUAUAUUUUUAUGUAUGAGUGUUUUCAGGAACCCACUUUCCUGGCAUUGCAAUGCUCUACCAAGAUGCAUGACAGGGUUAUAAAUGCUUUGUGAACCUUCAAUUUAAUAUGAUUUAUAAAGCCUUUAUUAAGCUGUGCUUAUGCCAUCGUUUAUAAAGUACAGGUGUAUGUCAUAUUUGACAUCGUGGGUUAUGUCACAUGUGAGAUUGGUGGUUAUGUCACACAGUUAUGCCACAUUUAUGAACCCUUUAUAAAGCAUGACAUAUGCUUGUAGAUGAUUUGUAACACAUGUAUGUGUUUAUGAAGCCUUUAUAAGCUGCACGUCAUUUAAAGCAGGACAUUUAACUUGGUUGAAAAUAUAGUUGUAUCCAUUUGAGAAUACAUUUUUGAUUGUGAAGCCUUUUAAAAAAUGUUUGAAGGAUUUACUUUAAAGUUGGGUUUUCAAGCAUGCUUACAAUGGCGUUUUGAAAGGGUGACAUUGUAUUUUAAUGUAACACCUAACAGAAUGUAAAUAAACUUAUGAGGCAUCAACACAAAAGUC
Molecule: messenger RNA, 19567 nt
Organism: Oncorhynchus kisutch (coho salmon)
Lineage: Eukaryota; Metazoa; Chordata; Actinopteri; Salmoniformes; Salmonidae
Gene: pleca
Product: plectin a
Exons: 37
Coding region: 437-14368 (4643 amino acids)
Biological process (GO): wound healing; hemidesmosome assembly; intermediate filament cytoskeleton organization
Cellular component (GO): hemidesmosome; intermediate filament; cytoskeleton
Molecular function (GO): structural constituent of cytoskeleton; cadherin binding; ankyrin binding
Source: RefSeq, a predicted model, not a curated record